Malania oleifera is the source of this 583-nucleotide messenger RNA. RefSeq names its product pathogenesis-related leaf protein 4-like. The transcript has a single exon. The record is from RefSeq and is a predicted model, not a curated record. Bases 1 to 492 code for a protein of 163 amino acids. NCBI's taxonomy places the organism in Eukaryota, Viridiplantae, Streptophyta, Magnoliopsida, Santalales, Ximeniaceae. Gene Ontology annotation, cellular component: extracellular region.
AUGGGCCACACCAUUACCGGCAGCGGCCCACUCCUGCUGGCCGUCGUCGUUCUCUCCGCCGCCGCCGGAUGCUCCCUCGCCCAAAACUCCAUCGGAGACUACCUGGCCGCUCACAACGCCGCCCGGAAGCAGGUUGGCGUGGUGCCGCUGCAGUGGAACCAGACGGUGGCGGCGUACGCUCAGAAUUACGCGAGCCAGAGGGCAGGCGACUGCACGCUGGAACACUCGGGAGGGCCUUACGGAGAGAACAUCGCCGAAGGCUACGGGGCUUUUAGCGGCAAAGAAGCGGUGGAUCUCUGGCUGUCGGAAAAGCCUAACUAUGACCACGACUCCAACUCCUGCCAGGGAGGAGAGUGCCUGCACUACACUCAGGUCGUUUGGGGCGACUCUGUCGGACUAGGGUGCGCUAGAGCUACGUGCGCCAACGGAUGGGCCUUCGUCACUUGCAACUACUAUCCUCCAGGGAACUACGGGGGAGAAAGACCCUAUUAAUUAAUAUAUGAUAUCCUACGAGGGAGAAAGACCCUAUUAAUUAAUAUAUGAGUAAAUCAUGGGGUGCGUUCGGACCACAGCAUCAGCGAGA